Plutella xylostella (diamondback moth) is the source of this 2632-nucleotide messenger RNA. It is a transcript of the gene PhKgamma, whose product is annotated as phosphorylase kinase gamma. Gene Ontology annotation, molecular function: calmodulin binding; phosphorylase kinase activity; ATP binding. The record is from RefSeq and is a predicted model, not a curated record. NCBI's taxonomy places the organism in Eukaryota, Metazoa, Arthropoda, Insecta, Lepidoptera, Plutellidae. Gene Ontology annotation, cellular component: phosphorylase kinase complex. Gene Ontology annotation, biological process: protein phosphorylation; glycogen metabolic process.
UAUAAAAAAAGAUUCCAUAUUUUGGUUAGCCAACUUGAUUGCUUUUUGCUCCUUUUUGUUGAAUAUCUCGGAAAAUAUAGAAAUAGCGGAAAAACUUACGACGGAUAUCGCUUGGAUGGAUUCACUUCAGCUCAUACAGCAAUAAAUCCAGUAAACGUGAUAAUCGUGUGGUUUAUUUUUAGUUCGUAAAAUUUGUCAGCUGUCUUGCUAUUGAAUAACCUAUUUCCGACAUUGGGAGCAUUUAAUUAGGCCUUUUGGCCUAUUUAAUUAGAAUAUACCCACAAUUAACGUGAAUACGAUGGCUAAAGAAGAGGACGACGACAGCUUGCCCGAUAAGGAUGCGGCGAAGGAGUUCUACGCAAAAUAUGAGCCAAAAGAAAUUAUUGGCAGAGGCGUAAGCUCAACGGUACGGAGAUGCAUAGAGAAAGAAACAGGUCGCGAGUAUGCGGCGAAGAUCAUUGACCUCAGCCAGGAGUCGCAGGAUGGGGUGGACACACACACCAUGAGGGAGGCCACGCGACAGGAGAUACACAUCCUCAGGCUGGUCUCCGGGCAUCCUUAUAUUAUUGAGCUGCAAGACGUGUUUGAGUCGGAGACAUUCAUCUUCUUAGUGUUUGAGUUGUGCAAGAAUGGGGAGCUGUUUGACUACCUCACGUCUGUAGUCACACUGUCAGAGAAGAAAACCAGAUAUAUUAUGAGACAAGUGCUAGAAGGCGUCCGGUUCGUGCACAGCAAGAGCAUCGUGCACCGCGACCUGAAGCCCGAGAACAUACUCCUGGACGACCAGCUCAACGUCAAGAUCACCGACUUCGGCUUCGCUAAAGUGUUGAAUCAGGAUGAGAAGCUUUUCGAGCUAUGCGGCACUCCCGGCUACCUGGCCCCAGAGACGCUCAAGGCGAACAUGUUCGAAGACGCCCCUGGAUACGGCAGGGAGGUAGACAUUUGGGCUUGCGGUGUCAUCAUGUUCACUCUGCUAGUCGGCUGCCCGCCGUUCUGGCACCGCAAGCAGAUGGUGAUGCUGCGCAACAUCAUGGAGGGGCGCUACUCCUUCACCAGCCCCGAGUGGGCCGAUAUCUCUGAAGAGCCAAAGGACCUAAUACGACGGCUGCUAGUGGUCGACCCGAGCGAAAGGAUCGCCAUUGAGGACGCCUUGAGUCAUCCCUUCUUCAACAUGGUGCUUUGGGACACGGACAUCAUUCCCCUGAAGCAGAGCCUGUCCACCGCCGGCCGCCGGAUGUCCAAGAUCGACGAGCUGGCCAUGCAAAUCAAGUCGUCAGGCUUCAACGCGCGAGCCAAGCUUCGUCUCGGGCUUCUAGCCGUGCGCGCCGCCGUGCGCCUGCGCAGGCUGCCUCAUACAUCGUCCAGGACUGUGCAUAUAUACACGGCACAGAGGGCGCCGUACACGCUUAAAGUAUUACGGAAGGUGAUAGACGGCUGCGCGUUCCGCGUGUACGGGCACUGGGUGAAGAAGGGCGAGGGGCAGAACCGCGCCGCGCUCUUCGAGAACACGCAGAAGACGGAGCUGCGCAGCCUGUACGUGAGCAACCUCAGCCGGUAGCCGCCAGGGGGCGCCACGGUGGCCAGGAAAGAAAAUGUACCAGGACAACAGAGGACAAAGGACGCCUCACACAGGUCCUAGACCGAAAGCGUGGCAGUAGGUUAGUCGUAGAACCUCCAUACUGUAUCUAUGCAUACGCCACACGAAACUAGUGCGAUUCUAGACCUUAUUACCGCUGGAAACAUGUCUUAAAUUGAAUGUAAUUAAGUUCGAGAUUCGCGUAUGUGGAUGGCGAGUAGUGAUUGUAUAGAUAGCCUUUAAAUUAUCCUGCUGACGCUACACGGGUUCGUUAUCGACCUAGAUUAACGUCACUAUAUCGCGAUUCAUCAUAAAUACGGCGCUGUGAAGAGGUUAUCGACGUCGAUAACGAACCCGUGUAGCAGCGGCUGUAGUGAAAAUUACAUUUGUAUCCAAUGUUUGCUCAAAAGUGAGCAGUAUUUUAUCUUAACUCGAAAGAAAGUGCGUAUGAAAUCAGUUAAGAGACCAAGCGUAUACAACGAUUUACUAUACUUUUAAAUUUUCAAGAGCAAUAAAAACUCAUUAUAGUUUUUUUUUCAUCUAAAUAAUUCUGUAAGUACCUACUUAAGAUCAAAUCAACUACCUUUCAUUUGUUUUCGAAUAAAUGCUAUCGUAUCGUCAGGCAUUUUGAAAUUAAAAGAUGGAUGGAUGCCCUAAAUAAGUGAUGAAAUCAGCCUGGAACAUUUAGCAAAGUUAUUAGGACCAUGUCUUAAUCCAGUUGGUUGUGAAUUGGCUGAGAAUGUUGAGUUUACACACGUUACUUGAAUUUCGCAUCCGUAUUUGUAAAAAGUAUUUUAUCACAAGAACUUCCGCAAAUGCAAGUUUCAAAAUGGACGUUUAUACGGCCGUUUAUAAGCUUUGCCACAAAUAUUAUACCCCAAGUUUUAUUGCUAAUGUAAACACUUCUUAUAAAGAAUAACAGAAAGACAUGACAAGAAUGUUGCGUAAGUGCGUCAUGGUGGAAAAAAACACCUAAAAUAUACACGAUAAUAUUAACAGCAAUAGUGCAACAUUGAUUAUUCGCUGGUUUUAUAUCGAUAAUUAGUUUUUUAUAAA